This is a messenger RNA of Tripterygium wilfordii, 2419 nucleotides long. RefSeq names its product protein NUCLEAR FUSION DEFECTIVE 4-like. The record is from RefSeq and is a predicted model, not a curated record. Lineage: Eukaryota; Viridiplantae; Streptophyta; Magnoliopsida; Celastrales; Celastraceae. The transcript has 3 exons. Bases 174 to 1949 code for a protein of 591 amino acids. Gene Ontology annotation, cellular component: membrane.
GCUCAUCAUCAUCAUUACCAUCACCACCGCCACCGCCUCAAAUCCGCCGGAUAAAAAAAAUCCAUGUGUCGUGUUGUAUAUAGAGACCACAAAAGUUUCAGCUUUUGUUGAUUAAAGGCGCCAUUGUUGUUCAUCUCAAGGAUUGAUUCUGGCUUUCGGUCUGAUUUUGGGUGAUGGGUAGGUUGAAAGCAAGUUUUGGAUCGUUUAUUAACAACAGAUGGCUCGUGUUUGUGGCUGCAACGUGGAUUCAAUCGUGUGCGGGAGUUGGCUAUUUGUUUGGGAGCAUAUCUCCGGUGAUAAAGAGCUCGUUGGGGUACAACCAGACGCAAUUGUCGAAGCUGGGUGUGGCCAAGGACCUUGGUGACAGUGUUGGAUUUUUGGCUGGUACCUUGUCUGAGAUUUUGCCUUUAUGGGCUGCUCUGCUUGUCGGGGCCUUGCAGAAUUUGAUUGGGUAUGGCUGGGUUUGGCUUGUGGUUACUGGUCGAGCUCCAGUUUUGCCUUUGUGGGCUAUGUGCAUUCUUAUAUUUGUUGGAACCAAUGGUGAAACCUACUUCAAUACGGCUGCUCUUGUUUCUUGUGUACAAAACUUCCCCAAAAGUCGGGGGCCUGUGGUGGGGAUAUUGAAGGGCUUUGCUGGGCUGGGCGGUGCUAUUUUGACUCAAGUAUAUUACAUGAUCCACUCCCCUGAUCAUGCAAAUCUUAUAUUCAUGGUUGCAGUAGGGCCUGCAAUGGUAGUCAUUGCUCUAAUGUUCUUUAUCAGACCUGUUGGGGGCCACAGACAAGUCCGGCCAUCUGAUGGAUCCAGCUUUACUAUCGUGUAUAGUGUGUGCCUUUUGUUGGCUGCGUAUUUGAUGGGAGUCAUGCUUGUCCAAGAUCUGGUCGAUGUGGCCCCCACUAUUGCAACAAUUCUUACAGUAAUUAUGAUUGUUAUCCUUCUAUUUCCCAUAGUGGUUCCGAUAUCAUUGAGUUUCUGUUUGGAGCCAAGAGGUUCACUGGAAGAGGUUCUUCUACCUAAACCUGAGAAGCAAGAACCCAGUAACUCUGAGCAGGACAGUAACGAGGUCAUAUUCAGUGAAGUUGAGGAUGAAAAGCCCAAGGAAGUCGACUUGCUUCCUGCAGCAGAAAGGCAAAAACGAAUUGCCCAACUGCAAUCAAAACUAGCCCAAGCAGCUGCAGAGGGAGCAGUGAGGGUCAGGAGGAGGAGGGGUCCACAUAGAGGUGAAGACUUCACUUUGAUGCAGGCUUUGAUUAAGGCAGACUUUUGGCUCAUAUUUCUUUCAAUGUUAUUGGGUGGUGGAUCUGGAUUGACCGUGAUUGAUAACCUGGGUCAGAUGAGCCAAUCGUUAGGAUAUGACAACACACAUAUUUUUGUAUCCCUGAUCAGCAUUUGGAACUUCCUUGGUCGUAUUGGUGCGGGUUACUUCUCUGAGGUUGUUGUGAGGGAUUACGCUUAUCCAAGGCCGGUGGCGUUGGUUGUAGCCCAAUUUGUUAUGGCCAUUGGACAUGUCUUCAUUGCAAUGGGAUGGCCUGGGGCAAUGCAUAUUGGCACUCUCUUGAUUGGCCUUGGAUAUGGCUCCCAUUGGGCAAUUAUGCCUGCUACCGCCUCUGAGUUGUUUGGCUUGAAAAAGUUCGGUGCUUUGUAUAAUUUUCUCACUUUGGGGAAUCCAGCUGGAUCUCUUGUCUUUUCUGGUCUACUUGCUAGCUAUAUAUAUGACCGUGAAGCAGAGAAGCAAGCUCAUGGUCACAAUGACCUGAUACAGAAUUCAGGUUCAAUCUUAUCAGGCAUGCUUGGUGUAGAUCAGCCACUGAAGUGUGAAGGUUCUGUAUGUUACUUCUUAACUUCCAUGAUAAUGUCAGGAUUUUGCAUCGUUGCAGCAGUGUUGAGUAUGAUUCUUGUCUACCGGACGAAGAGUGUCUACGCCCACCUUUAUGGAAAAUCUCGUACUUAAAAACUUGUUGGAAGAGGGAAAGGAGAAUGGCUUGCAUAGAUAGUGUAUGUCAUACACUUUGAGACAAGGCUGGUAAACCUUGAAAAGUGUCCUGUGAGUUCUGAUCGUGUUGAUUUCUCAAGGGCAAGAAAGUGUUCGAGGCCAGAAUACCUUUGCAGUAAACACGUUGAGAUUUUGUUGCUUUUCACAUUAUAGUUGGGUGCUAUGUGAUCAUGGAAGAUUUUGCUUUGAUUGUCCAAGUUAGGUAUACGGUAUUUAAAUAAUUCUGGACCAGUUUUUCCUCCAAAAAUGUCAAAUUUUUUUUUCAUUUUUGUUGAAGGUGGAUCAUUGAUUCUUCUUCGUGCUUUCAAGAUUUGAAUGUUAUAGUUUUACCUCUUGGAAGGAAUGUGAUUAGUAGUUGUCAAGUUGUUGUGAGAUUUUAUUCUCUUGUAAGUUAUGCACAAAGAUAUAUAAAACAUAUUAUUCUACCA